ACCCGGCGUCACCCUUUCAAAAGGUUAUGUCAAAAUCAGUACAUUUUUCAUACCCUUUUAAAAUGGUGACGACGGGUGAACUUGAAAAAAAGGAUACUUUUGACUUUAAGUGUAGAGAACGGCCAUCUCACACGUCUCAAACCAAUUGAUUAAUCGAAACACGAGAAGUGUCAGAUAAUUCCGAACUGUCAGUGAGAACCGCCUUCAUUUUUUGUUAAUGUUGUUAUUUGGUUGGAGUAGUAAAUAUUGUAUUUGUAGGAAAAUAAAUUUAAAAAAAUGUUUUUUUUUUUUAAUUUGUAAACUUCGUGUAAUAAGUGACAGUUUGUCACUUUUUAGUUUUACUUUGACCAACCAACGGGGUACAUACUAAAAAAGUGUCAAACAAAAAAGUGACCAACCACCGGGGGUUGAGUGUAUGUAGAGGGAAUAUUUGGGCGAACCGUUCAUAUUACGGCUCAAGCAAAAGAACGAAUGAGCGACCGCUCAGGAAAAAAUGAGCGGCGGUUAAUUUUGUGAACCGGUUCUUUUCAAAGAACCAUACGGCCGUUGCACCUGGUGGACAAGUCGAACGUGCCCUUCCGAACCGUUCACAUUGAUCAUCUAGGACCGCUGGAGAAGACGAAAGGCAAGAACGAGCACAUACUUGCCGUUAUCGACGCGUUUACGAAGUACGUUAUUUUACCCGACCAAGACAACCAACUCGCGCGUAGAGAUCCUUAAUAAUUUAGCCAGCUUAGACUUAGCCAGCUUAGAUUUAGCCAGCUUAGACCCAAGGGGCGAGACACAGUUAAUCAACUAUAAUUAAUCUAAUUAAUUGGAGCUGAUUUUGGUUGAUUAGCUAAUUGAUUAGCGCUGAUUUGACAACCCAUUCCCAUCCUACGUCAAAUUAUCUUGGCAUGUCGAGAAAAGUUGUUUUGACAGCUACAAAAUGAGUUUUGCUUUGAAAUGAGGGAAGAAAAAAAAGAUUUCCUUGAAAACGAAUUUUUGUCGAUGCAGAAAACAGAUUUAACGUCGCCGUCUCUCGUCGAAAUCGAGACUGGUUUAGUUCCUGCACAUCCAGCGGCAAAUGAUCAAGGAACUGUUGGGUCCAGUGUUGAAGAAACCGUAAGAUCCGGUGGUGGCGCACAAGAAUAGGAAGUUUCCCGGCCACCCGUACAUCGUCGUAGUUCCUUCCGGGCCGAAACUGGCCUCGCCGAGCAGUCGACUCCAGAAGUGGUACUCGCUGUUUGCUGUUUGAUUCGGUGGUUCCGAUUAAGAUGCAUCCCAGGGGAAACAUGAACAAGCAAUCAAUGCAGACGACGCCGGUUCUGUUCGUGAUUGGCCAAAUAUCCACCCCAAUUGACGAGACAUCCGAAAUCCAACCUAAAGCUUUCGAACAACAGCAGCAACCUGGCCGUGACCGGCGGUUCAGCGAUUAUCCCACAGCGGCCACGGCCUCACCACCAAUUGCCGCGAAACGAAAGCACCGCAUGAACCCGUCUGCCGGCACCGUGGACGGGGAACAGGACAAAGUGGCUCAAACCACAAACAACCCGCCAAGCGAGGCCCAAAAGUCCCAAAAUGAUCCCGCGCCGAAAAGUUGGUCCUUUAGCAAAGCCAAAAGGAACUGGAUGUGGCCAUCAUAAGCAUUCUACCGGACGCGGACAAGGUUCCGGAAGUUAAGAAGAAGGCAUCCCCAGUCCCCAACUUCCAGAUCUCAGGUAACGACACAACAACCAGCGGCUUGAUUGUUCGUCACUGUGCAGUUUCGGUGUUUACAAAAUAAUUAGUUUUUAUUUUUAUUAGUUUUUCAUGGUAAUAAAAAAAUCGGUUCUUUUGUUGUUUUUCUUUGGCCACAAGGCCCGAUGAUUAGUCGCCUUUUAGUAAUUGUUAUGAGACAAUAACUACCCCGUUUGGACCCAGUACAUAUUUCUGAACGGAACAACCUGAAUUAAUAAUUAAAACAGAAUGUUGUGUCUAAAAUAACUUAAAUUCAAUAAAAGAAAGUUCAAUCUU
Culex quinquefasciatus (southern house mosquito) is the source of this 1995-nucleotide messenger RNA. RefSeq lists its product as uncharacterized. The coding region runs from base 1257 to 1625 and encodes 122 amino acids. The transcript is spliced from 2 exons. NCBI's taxonomy places the organism in Eukaryota, Metazoa, Arthropoda, Insecta, Diptera, Culicidae. The record is from RefSeq and is a predicted model, not a curated record.